Molecule: messenger RNA, 3386 nt
Organism: Acanthopagrus latus (yellowfin seabream)
Lineage: Eukaryota; Metazoa; Chordata; Actinopteri; Spariformes; Sparidae
Exons: 27
Coding region: 16-2985 (989 amino acids)
Molecular function (GO): kinase activity; pseudouridylate synthase activity
Source: RefSeq, a predicted model, not a curated record
ACCUGCCACACCAGAAUGAUCUUUGUUCUUUUUUUCUGUUUUUGUUUGACUGCAGUGUCGUCUUCUCUCAGGACUCUGGACAUGCGUCCGGACUGCACUCAAGAGGGUCUGGACAACUGUAAAAUUAAUAACUGCUCAGAGAAUCUCACGGUCCAACAAAGACGUAAUGCUCCUAUCGAACCAGAAUGGGAUCUUGAGCAGUUUGGCGUCUGGAUGGACAAACAUGAUGAGUUUGUUUCGGUUAUGAAUGUGACGUGGAUAAUCAAGGCAGGUGCAAGUAUACAUGCACUUCAUGGAUCAGAGAUAAAUAUCCUGGAUUUAAGUACAAAUCAAAACAUGUGUGUGCGGUAUUCUUACAAACUCGGCAAACAGCAGAAUCCAAAAAGAGAACGGUGGAAAUUUUCUGUGGAUGGAGUUGUGGUAGAGCCUCGGCACACAUAUAAUGUGACAGUUUUUAAUUUCCCUGAACCAGAGAUGAGAGAUACCAGGAUCAGGAAGCAAAUUACCAUCCCAGGAUGUGAUGACAGGAGAAUCCAGAACUCUGUAAUGUGUCUGCAAAAUGGUAGUCUGUGGGAUCAUAACAUGACUGCGAAUGUGUCUGUGGACAAGGAACAUAACAUGUUAUCCAUUGUUGUGAGUUUUCAAGCUGCACAGUAUUCAGAGAGAUACCAAGUGUCCAUCCAGAGCUCUGGUUUCCAUUACUCCAAGAAUGUCUCAAAGGAAAACAGAACAUCGCUGAAUGUCACUUUUGAGUUUGGUUUGUGUCAGCUCUCACAAUGUGAACUGUUGAUAAUGAUUCAGCCAUUUUUUAUUCGAUGCAAGAAUGACUGUUGGCGCCCCGAGAUGAUUAUCAGUCACUGUUUGUGUGUUCUGAAGAGAAUGAGGAUGCUGAAAAGAGCCUCUACCCUUAUCCUGAGACAAGGAAUCACAACUUAUCAGAGCAGACUUUGCAAAAAUGACAGCCACUUCCGAGUACAUCCAUCUGUAUCACAGGCACUGGCAGAAAACAAACCAGUGGUCGCACUGGAGAGUACUAUCAUCACACAUGGCAUGCCCUAUCCACACAACCUGAGCACUGCAAAGGAGGUGGAGGCCAUCGUGAGAGCUGAAGGAGCCACCCCAGCCACAGUUGGAGUGAUUGAGGGUGAGGUCCGUGUCGGUCUGACGUCAGAGGAGCUCGACCAUCUCGCCCGCUGCAAGAGCUCCCUGAAAGUGUCCCGUCGUGAUCUGCCCUAUGUCAUUAGCAAAGGGCUCUCUGGAGGAACGACAGUGUCAGCCACGAUGAUAGCGGCACAUCAAGCUGGCAUCUCUGUGUUUGUCACAGGGGGGGUUGGAGGAGUUCACAGAGAUGGAGAAAACACUUUGGACAUCAGUGCAGACCUGACGGAGCUUGGCAGGACUCCCAUUGCAGUGGUGUCUGCUGGUGUGAAGUCUAUUUUAGACAUCGGGCGCACCCUUGAGUUCCUUGAGACACAGGGAGUCUGUGUAGCUACUUAUGGAGCGUCGAGGAAUUUCCCGGCCUUCUUCUCACCACAAAGCGGAUUCACUUCUCCAUAUCAAGUCUGCAACCCAGACGAGGCUGCAAAACUCAUUGCAAGCACUCUGUCACUGGGUCUCCAAAGUGGUGUCCUGUUGGCGGUGCCCAUCCCAGAGGAGCAGGCAGCCACCGGCCAGCAGAUAGAGGAAGCCAUUCAGACUGCAGUAACAGAGGCAAGUGUUAAAGGUAUAACAGGAAGAGAUGUGACGCCUUUUAUUCUUCAAAAGGUCAACGACCUGACAAAAGGAAAGUCCCUUCACGCCAACAUUGCUCUGAUUCAUAACAAUGCUAAAGUUGGCAGUCAGAUUGCCUAUGCACUGUCAAAACAACUGAAUGAGGGAAAUUCAAAGGGCAAGACUCAUCGUCAUGGAAAACAGUCAUCAGACUCCGACUCAGAUGUUGUUGUCAUAGGAGGAAUAAAUGUUGAUUUUAUUGCUAAAGGGAAGACAAAAGCACUUCAGUUUGGACAGACAAAUCCAGGAAGGGUCUGUCAGUCAUUUGGUGGCGUAGGUCGGAACAUUGCCGACUCAAUGAGUCGGUUAGGCCGACGACCUCUGUUCAUCUCAGCUACUGGAGCUGAUUCACACAGUGAUGCAGUGUUUAACCACUGUAAACAUAUGAACACAGAUGGUGUGGCCAGGCUGGAAGCGCAGAGCACGGCUACUUACUGUGUAGUCAUCGAUGAGAGUGGAGAGAUGAGUCUUGGGCUGGGAGACAUGGACAUUCAUCAGCAAAUCACAGAGCAAUAUGUGUCACAGUUUGAGAAGCAGCUGUCAUCAGCCACUCUCGUGUGUCUCGAUGGAAACAUCCCAGUCUCCACCAUUGAUUAUGUUUGCUCCAUUGCCUCUAAACACAGCAUCAAUGUUUGGUAUGAGCCCACAGAUUCAGAAAAGGCUCGCAAGCCUUUCCUUUCAGACUCCUGGAAGUCUCUGUCCUAUUCAUCCCCAAACCUGACAGAGCUGCGCACCAUGAACAAAACUCUUGGUUUACCAACACCUGAAGUGCUGCCGAGCUCUCUUGAUGAAGUACUGAGUGUGGCAGUGACUCUCUCACGCCCCCUUCUGGAGCAUCUUCACUGUGUGGUGGUGACUCUGGGAGCUAAUGGCCUGUUGGUGUGCGGAGAGCAUGAUGCAGGUUCGGUCAACCUGCAGCCAAGAAAACAGAAGAGGAAAAGGCAGCUCUGUGCUCUGCACUACCCAGCGCUAAUAGUGACAGCAGAGGAGACAGUGAAUGUGUCAGGAGCAGGAGAUAGUCUAGCAGGUGCCUUAAUGGCUGGGAUUCUCCAGCAGAGAGACACCGACAGCUGUGUUCGGAUGGGGAUCCUGGCUGCACGGCUGUCUGUGCUGUCACCACACCCCAUCGCCCCGACACUCACCUUAGACUCUGUGGACCCCAACAAAGUCAAGGAUCUGGACUGGCCCAAACCCAACUUUAUGUGGAUAGAUUAAAAAUAUUUUACAUUUUGAAACAUUACUUGAGAAUUGUGUGCAGAUUAGGUCUAAUAUGCAUAGGCUUGUUUAAUACAUUUUUCGGUAUUUUGUCAUUUUUGGCCUUAAAAUAAAAAUGUAAUGUAUGUAUGGAUUCUUUCAAACUGGCAUGUAACAUCAUGGCUAAGGAAAUGACGGCAAGGAGAUGACAUAUUUCACAAAAAACCUUUGAAUCCAAAUUGUAUUUGAUGAAUGAUAUUGUUCGAUGAUAACUGAUAUCUUUUUUAAAAAAUAACAAAAGCACUGAUUUAAACUUAGCUUGAGUUCUAUAUUGCAAGUCCAUGUGAAUAAAUGAAACAUUUUAACAAGGUACUCUGGUGUAUUGAUUUCUCAUAAUAAAGACAGGUACAUAUUCAACACCA